UUGGGUUCUUCGAGAAAAUCUCCGGCUGAAAAUGGCGGAUUCAACUGCGGACGCGACGGCAUCAAACGCCGAUACUCUGAGGCUGGAGUUGCACAAGGUACUGACGGAGAUUUUCUACGACGGAGUAGGUAAAGAUCGCGGUGAGACUGAAGGAAGUUCCGGAGUCUUGAAAGCAAUCGAUGAGGCUGUUAUUAGAAUCCUGGAUUGUAUGAAGAAAGUAGAAUCAAAGAAACCGGAAUCUGAUAUUUCUCCGGUGAUAGUUCCGAAAGAGUUUAUAUGUACACUCUCGAACAAGAUCAUGAUCGAACCUAUGACCAUUGCUUCUGGCCAGACUUAUGAAAACAGAUGCAUCACAGAGUGGCUGAAGCACAAGCGUACAUGCCCCAAAACCAAAGAAAUCCUCUCUCAUGUGUGGUUGACGCCGAACCAUUUGAUAAAUGAGUUGAUUACGCAAUGGUGUCUCUUUAACAAAGUUGAUCGGCCAAAACCAUCUGAUGAAAUAGUCAUUAAAGUGUUCACUGAUGACCUGGAGCCAUUGCUUCAGCGUAUUUCCUCUCCAUCCUCGGUUGCAGAUCAGAUAGAAGCUGCGGAAGAGCUUCGCCGCCAGACCAAGAAAUAUGACAGUGCCUGUGUCUUCUUUGUCACGGAACUCCCUGAUUCGGUCACCAGGUUGCUCACUCCGCUGCUCUCCGAUGACGUAGACUUGAAUCCUGAGCUUCAAGAGAAUAUCAUCACAUCAUUGUUCAACAUCUCGAAUCUUGAGAAUGUGAAGAAUCAAAAAGUAAUUGCUGAAAAUCCUCUUGUGAUCCCUCUGCUUACAAAGUCUUUGAAGAAGGGGACAGUUCUGACACGAAGAAACGCUGCAGCGACUUUAGCGUCCCUUGCAGACAUUGAUUCUAAUAGGAACAUCAUCAGGAACUCGGAAGCACUCAAGGCUCUGAUAGAUGUAAUCGGGGAAUGGGGUGACUGUGAAGCUGGUAACGCUGUUUUCAAACUCUGUUUUGGAUUGGAGAACAAAGAAAAGGCGAUAUCAGCGGGUUUGAUUCCCGUACUAAUCAAAAAUAUCAAAGCAGGAAGAAAUGCGUGUGAGAUGUUACAUGUCUUGGUUCCGAUUUCUACAAACAACAGGGCUAUCAAGGAAAUGGAGGAUCUGGGGUUUGUCUUUGAUCUAUUCAGGAUCUUGAGGAAACCAAAUUGUUUGGUGACUGGUGAGCUCGCUCUAGAUAUCAUCUUCAACAUGUUUGAGAAAAACAGAGACAGGCCCAUGGCUGAUCCGCAACUACCCACCCGUUUGUUUGCUGACCGAGAAGAGCCUGCCGGCGACAGAGUGAACAUGUACUUCAAACUCAACACCAUUAAGGUCGUGUUGAAAGCACUUCAGCCCAAAGAACUCGAUAUCAUUAGACCGUGUUUCGGGAAGUUGCUCGAUGUGUACUCUAAACCCGUGUUCUCUGGGAAAUUGGCUCAUUUUCUUCUAACCAGACAGCUUGAUGUAGUGAAGCGACAUGAAAUUUGGGUUGUGUUUGCCGGUAAACCUGUUAGAUUUUCUCUCAGGGAGUUUGGUCUGGUCACCGGUCUCAAUUGUGGUCCUCUCCCUGCGCUUGACAGAAACCUAGUCAAGUGUCCUCCCGGCGUUACGCCCUAUUGGUUCACCCUGUUUGGUGGCGAGGAGUCUUUCACUGGCGAGAUGCUGUUGGCUAAGCUGCGUAGGGCUAAGUCGCUUACCAGCGAACUGAGAAUUAAGUAUGCUUGUCUGUUACUUGUUGAUGGGUUUCUUUGCCGCAGAUCUUUCCACAUGAAGAUCCCGAAAGAACACGUGGAGAUGAUCCGGGACCUAGAUGUGUUUCUGAAAUACCCUUGGGGUCGCUACAGUUUCGAUAUGACCAUGCAGUGCAUUAAAUCAAGAUCUCUCAAUCAACUAGCUCAAGCAACUGUUGCCAUUCAAGGCGACGAAGAUGUCUUCCCGGUUAUCUCUUUGAAACUGGAUAAAGUCUGGGACCUUGACAAAGAAACCAAGGUUGAGGUUGAUGUCCUAUCUAUAAUUCCGGCUCCUGAAGAUGUUGUUGGUCUGGAGGAUUGUAGCUGGGCUGACGAAGUUCGUGACCCGGGUGUGGAACUGAUAUUACAGAAAAUUGAAGAAGGAGCUAAGUUUAAUCGUGGGAUGUUUGUAGGGGGAUAUAGAGGUGCAUAUGUUCAUGUGGAGCCUCCUCCUAGCGAAGUGAAGAAGGGAAAACGUAAAGUACGUUCCCAAUCAGGUCGUGUGUCUUCUAAGUCUAAGAAACUGAAGGUGCGUAGUGGCAGGUCUAGGCAUACCCCGUCGGACCAAAAUAGUGCUGCUUUUCUUGCGUCUGUUAAAUCUGAAAUUGAGGCUGGUAUGAAGGAAGCGCGUGGGGACUUGUUUGCUCAUGUCGCGGUUGAGUUGAAGUCUAUGGAGUUGAGGUUAGAAAAAAGUUUCAAAUAUAGCAUCUGCUCUGCAGUCGCUGAUGCUCUUCAGGCCAAGAAUGCUGUCCAGAAAAUCAUUGAAGAGGUUGGGGUUGAGUUUCCUGAUCCUUACCAACAACCACCUCCAAAUGGUUCAGCUAACCCUGGCAGGUCAAGUGUCACGCAGCAGAAGAAACCAGCAGGGGCUACAAACUUGGAUGCUUCUUCUGAAGAGGUUGAUGGGUCUACUAGUAGGGAUGAGGAUUCUAGUAGCUCCCAAACAAAUGAAGAACUCUCGACAACUGUAGCUGAGGCUGGAGAAGUCUCUAGCGGCGGCAAUGAUGUUGUUGAGGCUGUUGAAUUUGCCAGCUCUGCCAAGUUCAAGAAAUUGGUGGACCUUCUGACACCUACAAUCGAACUUGAUUUUGGUGAUGGGUUGGUUUUGAAUGAGUCUGAGAUGCGUGCGGUUGCUACCAGCAUUCCCCCUGACAAUCCGAAGGUUAUGGAUGUAUGUGUUUCUGUAUUGCGGGAAUCGCUCUUCAAAUCGGUUGAUCCUACCACUGAUCCGCGUGCUGACAUGCUGCCUUGCAAGUUUAAUGGAUCCCUUGCUCUGAUGUACUCCAAAUUCAAGAAGUGUAGGCGUAAAGAUACUUUCGAGUUUGACGCGGAUCUUCUGAGCUCGGUUACUGCUAGGUUCACUUCCCAUGGCAGAAAAUGGCUGGAGAGUAUUGAUUUUCUCUAUUCUCCUUUCAACAUUGACAAGAAUAGGUGGAUUGCAGUCAUGGUGGACUUGCCAUCGCACUCUCUCUCUGUAUUUGACUCCACAGCUGAUGUGCGUCGUGGGUCUAGACUCAAGCCAGAGCUAGAUUUCAUAUGUGACAUGUUUCCAUACCUGGUGCGAAAGUUAGGGGCAAAUGAUCUUAUGACUAGUUACCCUCUCCAUCCUUUGGCAUUUGUUCGCCACACCACGGUAGCUCAAGCCACAUCCCGUGCCAACACUGGUAUGUUAUCUAUUCUUUUUAUGGAGGCCCAUGCGCUAGGAGGCUUCGAGGAGUUGGAUCGUGUCAAUGAGUCUGGCGUUAGGGAACGUGCUGAGCAGCUAGCAGUGGAGCUAUAUGAACAUUGUUGCGGUGAUAUCGAAGAGGAGUGAACCAUUACCCUUGUUUGUUGCAACUCUAUUAUCCUAUCUUGAACUCUUGUUUUUUAUCUUUUGAUCCCAUUCUCUUCCCAUCUGUGUGACUUAUCUCUUUGUUAAAACUUACAACUCUACAUUAUGGAUAUGUAUUCGUACUCUGCGGUUAGUUACUUGUUGGGUUUAGUCCUGCUGUUUUUAACCAAUCUACUGCAAUGGUUUACGGCCCACUAAAAUAAUUGGAUAGUUUUUAA
This is a messenger RNA of Arabidopsis arenosa, 3807 nucleotides long. The record is from the annotation of a GenBank genome assembly. NCBI's taxonomy places the organism in Eukaryota, Viridiplantae, Streptophyta, Magnoliopsida, Brassicales, Brassicaceae.